Molecule: messenger RNA, 273 nt
Organism: Necator americanus (New World hookworm)
Lineage: Eukaryota; Metazoa; Nematoda; Chromadorea; Rhabditida; Ancylostomatidae
Exons: 1
Coding region: 1-273 (90 amino acids)
Molecular function (GO): nucleic acid binding
Source: RefSeq, a predicted model, not a curated record
AUGGAUAGUAUAGCAGAUGUUGUUCAGUUGAUUUCAGAUGGCAGUUAUUGGUUUAACGACGCAGAUGAAAGGCAACAAUGGAGAAUCCCUGACAAAAAUGGCAAGUGGCAAUUCAACAUCAACAGCGACGUCUAUCUAGCUCAGCUUGAUCGCCUUAACGCUGCAAUCGAGGCAAAAAGACCGCGCAAAAAAAACCACAUCGUGUUCCAUCACGAUAACGCCCGUCCACAUGUUGAGCUCCGUGUAAUCGAAUCCAUCGCCGACAAGGGAUAG